GAGCAAAUCUUUUAUGCCGCGCAUGCGCGUCAGCAAUUGUUUGUUUAGUUUGAUUUACACAGCAAACAGGCUGCAUUAUUAUUGUAAUUACUGCUUCAUCGGAACACAGAGAGAGCCCCAAGCCGCCAUCAUCAUCAUCAUCAUUCUCACCAGCUUUGGUUUUCCCUCAACAGAAAGGGUGGUGGAGGGACAAAUGCAGCGGGCUUAUGACUACACCAAGUACCACACCAUGGAUGAGAUCUUGGCGUGGAUGAAGAUGAUGGUAACUGAUCAUCCUGACGUGGUUUCCAGCCUCGUCUAUGGAAGCACGUAUGAAAACAGGAGCAUCACGCUGCUGAAGGUUGGACUGAAGAGCGCCGAGCCGAAGAAGAUGAUCUGGAUGGACUGUGGGAUUCACGCUCGAGAAUGGAUCGCUCCAGCUUUCUGCCAGCACUUUGUGAAGGAGAUCCUGGGCUCCUACAAGACAGACCCAAAGAUCAGCGAGAUGUUGAAAAAUGUGGACUUCUACAUUACGCCGGUGUUGAACAUGGAUGGAUAUGUGUACUCAUGGAAGGACAACACGACAAGGUUAUGGAGGAAGACGAGGUCUCCUGGGUCUGGAAACUGCACGUGUCUUGGCACCGAUCUCAACCGUAACUUCUACGCCAACUGGGGAAUGGUGGGAAUUUCCAGAGACUGCUGCUCAGAUAUCUACAAUGGACCCUCUGCUCUUUCGGAACCCGAGGCCCAGGCUGUGACGGACUUCCUGAGCACCAAUCGAGACAUGAUUCUUUGCUUCUUUACCAUCCAUUCGUACGGUCAGCUGAUCCUGCUUCCUUAUGGCCAUCCCAACAUCACCGCCCCCAAUCAGGAAGAGCUGAUGCAAGUGGGUCUGGCUGCAGCAGAGGCCAUUAAAGCUGUUCAUGGAACGGACUACACCGUGGGAACGCCUCCUAAAGUGCUGUACCCGAAUUCGGGUUCGUCUCGAGACUUUGCUCGGCUCAUCGGGAUCCCGUUCUCCUUCACCUUCGAGCUCCGUGAUAAGGGCGAGCACGGUUUCGAGCUGCCGCAGGACCAGAUCCAGCCCACGUGUGAGGAGGCGUAUCAGGGUGCCAUGUCUAUCAUCACGUACGUCCACGACAAAUCCUACCUCCGUGGUGCGGCUACGAGCCUCGCAGCUACACUGUGGAGUGUGCUUCUGGCUAUGUGGCUCUCUAGCGCCACCGUUUGACCUCACACCUGAACUGAAAUCGAUCAGAUACCUUAAACAACCAGGCUUAUUAUUAUUAUUAUUAUUAUUAUUAUUAUUAUUAUUAUUAUUAUUAUUAUUAUUAUUUUAUCUCUGUCAUUAUAAAUAUAUUAUAAAAAAAACUCGGGAAAUUCAGUGUAAAUGGUGCAGUUUUGUUUCAGGAAUAAAUUAUCACACAU
Molecule: messenger RNA, 1407 nt
Organism: Silurus meridionalis
Lineage: Eukaryota; Metazoa; Chordata; Actinopteri; Siluriformes; Siluridae
Gene: cpo
Product: carboxypeptidase O
Exons: 10
Coding region: 14-1210 (398 amino acids)
Biological process (GO): proteolysis
Molecular function (GO): metallocarboxypeptidase activity; zinc ion binding
Source: RefSeq, a predicted model, not a curated record